Molecule: messenger RNA, 2655 nt
Organism: Racocetra fulgida
Lineage: Eukaryota; Fungi; Glomeromycota; Glomeromycetes; Diversisporales; Gigasporaceae
Source: the annotation of a GenBank genome assembly
AUGCCUGGAACCGAUGUGAUAAACGAAUUAUGUGAAGUGAAUGGACAAGAAAGCUCGCAAAUAGAUGCAGCGAGUUUUCUACCAUUAAUGCUCCAAGCUCAAGAUCUCGUUAGUAAACUUGAAAGUCGAGUAUUGGAACUAGAAAGUGACCUUGAGGAACGUAAUCAAUUGCUCCAAGAAUUAGGCGAAAAAGAUGAAUAUAUUCAUGAUCUAAAAACAAAAACUAAUCGUCUUGAAUAUGGUGCUCGUCAAUUCUUGGAUAGUAUCAAUUUAUGUUUAAAUUAUUUAAAAUCCGCUCAAAAUAAUCAAAAAUCUCGUAAAAGUUACAAGAGACCUUCAUUACCCGUACGACAUGAUUCAAAACUUCUGUCUUCUAAUAACGAUUCUGAUUAUAAAGUUGAAUUAGUUAUCCCUCAACUUGAUCCUGUCUCUGAUAAUGCUGUAAAUAAUGUUAUUACAAAUGCUUCUGUAAAUAAUAACCGACCAGUUCUCCAUAAUAAUUCUCGAAGAGAAUCUAUUACUGGUAGUCAAAUUUCGCUGGACGAUAUACCUGAUCUUGAUGAUUAUGAUUUGGAUGGUUCGGAAGAUAUUGCUGAUUUUGAUGCUUUUAUGUCUGAUGAUGAUAAUGACGACUCGACUUCUAUCAACAAUGUUAAUAUUAAUGAAAUUAUUAAUGAAAAUAAUAAUGAAUUUAUUAAUGAAAAUGAUUGUGAUAAUGAUUGUGAUAAUGACAAUAUUAAUGUCCAUGAUAAUGCUUCAUCUGAUACUUCAUCUGAUACUUCAUCUGAUGCUUUAUCUGAUGAUGAUGAUGAUGAUGAUCUAUCUAGUUUUGAAAAUCAUAUCAUUUCUCAAUUUCAUGAUGAACCUGAAGAAAUUGAUUAUGAUCAGGAUGGUGACGAUCAUAUUACAAAUGAUAUUUUACGUCCUUCUAGUUCCGUUUCUAAAUCUGAUAAUUUCUGCUCCAGUUGCAAUACUUUACUCGCUCAAGUUGAUCAACAUAUUGAAGAACGUUCUUACCUUAAGCGUGAUCUUUCUGCUUUGGCCAUUUCUCUUGCUGACGAACAAUCCCUUUGCGCAAAAAUUCAAUCAAGUAAAAUAUCUUUGGAACAAGAAAUUGAUGAUUGGAUAAAUGGAAUGUUUGAAAAAAUUAAUCAAAUGGUAUUUGAUGAAGCUAAUACUCGUGAAGAAUUAGAGCAUUUAAAUAGAGAAACUAAAGGCAAAUUAGAAAAUGCUUUGAAAUCUUCUGGAAGCAGACAAAAUAGAUUAAGAGAAAUGAAAACAUUAUUGGUUCAUUUGGAUUCUACUAAACAAAGACAAGCUGCUCCUCCAUUAAAUGCUUCUCAAUUAAAUAGAAAUUCGGUUCUUCAUAAAAGUUUAUCAAAUUCAUUUUCUAAUAAUCAAAGAUUUAGUAGACUUUUUGGUCAUAUGUCUCCUAGUAUUUUUUCAAGCAAAAAUCCUUUUGAUGUCAUGUUAUUUAAAGGCAAACGCAUUUAUAUUGAUGGUAUAGUUUUUGAAGAAUUCCAAGAAUACGUGAAAUCUCUCAUCAACUCUGCUCCACCUACUAGUUCUACACCUACUCAUCCAUUUAUGAAACGUUGCAUGAAUGAGGAUAUUCAACCAUGCUUAUUUGAAGGUAAUACGGGAUGGAAAUCUCCAUUUUACAAAAGACGUCUAUUAGAUGCCAUUAUGAAAAAUCGAUGUGAGAUACAAACGAUACAUUCUAGUUUUUCAAAUUCGGUUCCAAGCUCGUCAAAUACCAGUCAACUUUGUAGUCCAAUAGAUGCACAAAGUAAUUAUGAUGAAUUACCAGUCGCACCAAAACUUAAAUGUGGUCUUUGUGGUCAUCUUAGAAGUUGUGAUUUCCGUAUGAGAAUUUCUGAUUCGGAUACUACAACACCACCAGCCACAACAAUUACCACAUCCGCGAGUAUGUUUGAAGAUGAGGAUGCUAUCAACAAUGAUUAUUUGAGUAAAUCUGAGAUGGAAGGAAUGAUUGAUCCAAUUUCACUGUUACUUUUUUGGAUAGAUUUAUGGGCUGUGUUAUUUGGUAUUUAUAUUGUUAUUGAAACUUUUAGUAAAGUAGAAGGUGAUUGUGAGGAAGAAGAACGUCCACAAUUUGAUGAGUUAGAAAAGAAUCUGAAAGAUUCGGCUAUAAAACGUUUUGAUUAUACGGAAUUUAGUAAACUCAAAAAAAUUGGACACGGUGGAUAUGCAAUUGUGUAUUCGUCUACUUUUCAGGGAGAAAAGUAUGCACUGAAAAACCUAAACAAUAACUUAUUGCUUGAUUAUAAGCAAUUCAAACAAUUCAUGCGUGAGUGCUGCUCAUCAGUCUGCUCAUCUGAACUUUGCCAGCGUCCAGAACUAGACGAAAUUUCAAAAAAACUUGAAAAUUUAUCGAAGACAAUUAUUGAAUUGAUUAUAAAUAUUACAAAUUGCAUUAAUAUAAAUAGUCUGCAAACUGCACAGUCAAUAUCAAAUUAUUUAGAGCGAUUAGACUCUUCUAAUGAUAUAUCCGGAAAUAUAGACAUGGACAAGCAUCAUGAAGAUAAUCCAAAUGAAUCAAAUUAUCAUAACCUUGAUAAUCAAGAUGGUUCUGAAAAUAAUUUAGACGAAUCCGAUGAAAUAUCUACCGGAUUGAGUAAUGAUUCCGAGGGA